Messenger RNA from Nestor notabilis (Kea), 1021 nucleotides. RefSeq names its product peroxidasin homolog. NCBI's taxonomy places the organism in Eukaryota, Metazoa, Chordata, Aves, Psittaciformes, Psittacidae. Gene Ontology annotation, molecular function: protein binding. The record is from RefSeq and is a predicted model, not a curated record. The coding region runs from base 161 to 553 and encodes 130 amino acids. The transcript has 4 exons.
GAAUAUAAUAACUACUGAAUUAUACUGUAGUUUAAAAUGUGUAAUUUCUUAUUUAAUUUCAGACUGUAGAACUAGAGGACAGUUUAAUGCAUUUUCAUAUCAUUUUCGGGGAAGACGUUCUCUUGAUUAUAGCUUUCAAGAGGACAAGCCCUUGAAGAAAAUGAGAAUGUCCAAAACAGUAAGUUCUGUGAAACAGAGUAAAUAUUUUCGUAAUGCCACAUCAGCAUCUAAUGAAAACACAAACAUGCCUGCAGUGAAUGACUUCAAAGAAUUUGUUUUGGAAAUGCAAAAAACUAUCUCGAGCCUCAGAAACCAGAUAAAAAAACUUGAAUCACACCUCAGUAAAACUGAUUGCACUGAUGAAAAGGGUAAAUCAUAUUCCAGCAAUGAAACCUGGAAAAGGGACCCUUGCACUGUGUGUGAGUGCAAAGUUGGUCAGAUAACCUGUUUUGUAGAAUCAUGCCCGCCAGCUGACUGCAAAGCACCUGUGAAGGUUAAAGGAGAUUGCUGUCCAGUCUGCUUAAAACAAAAUAUUAAUAAAAAGAAGCCAUAAGUCUGCUUUUUUAAGAAUUUAGGGUGCAUACUCCUCAAAUCAUAUCAAUGCCUGCUGAUGGCAAGAACAGGUAACUACAGUCUUAACAACAGCAAGAAAUCAAGAUCUACGAUAUUCUAAUGGUGCUGUAACAGUAUAACAUAAUGUAUCAUUUUAUUUUCUGCCCAUGAAGGUAAUCACAAUGCAAAAAUUAACAAAAGGGAAAUGAGCAAACAGGUCAAAGUUAAUUGUGUGUUAAACUUCUCAGGUCAGACAAACUGGUGCUACUUUAAAAGAACACUGUCAGGUAGUUUUAUGUACCCAAAAUGACUGGGUUUAAGACUUACUCUAAAACGAACAUUUUGUUUCCUAUCUUUAAUUAACAACAUUAAAAGUUUACUAUCCCUUUUCAGUAUCAGUCUGAUGUUUAGCUCUUUAUUAUUAUUUAGCAAAUGCAGGGAAAAGGAAAACAUAAGGUCACUGUGCCCA